Lotus japonicus is the source of this 2106-nucleotide messenger RNA. RefSeq names its product protein NRT1/ PTR FAMILY 1.2-like. NCBI's taxonomy places the organism in Eukaryota, Viridiplantae, Streptophyta, Magnoliopsida, Fabales, Fabaceae. The coding region runs from base 88 to 1890 and encodes 600 amino acids. Gene Ontology annotation, biological process: transmembrane transport. The record is from RefSeq and is a predicted model, not a curated record. Gene Ontology annotation, molecular function: transmembrane transporter activity. Gene Ontology annotation, cellular component: plasma membrane. The transcript is spliced from 4 exons.
CGGGUCCGUGCACUAUAGUAUUAUGAAGAGUUGUACUAGUGUUCAAGAGUCCACUCUCUUCUCUUGAAUUUUUCUUUUCUUGCCAUCAUGAAGAACUCAUCAGCAAUGGAGAAGGAAGUAGUGGAGAUUUCUCAAAAUGAAAUGGAAAUGGCUUCCCAAAACAUUUCACAAAAACCACAAAGAAGCAAGGGUGGCCUUGUCACCAUGCCUUUCAUCAUAGCAAAUGAAGCACUUGCGAAUGUGGCAACAAUUGGUCUUCUUCCGAACAUGAUAUUGUAUUUGAUGGGGAGUUACAACAUUCAUAUGGCCAAAGCAACUCAGAUCAACCUUUUGUCAUCCGCAGCAACCAAUGUCACGCCUGUGUUGUGUGCUUUCAUUGCUGAUUCUUAUCUGGGUCGAUUUCUCGUUGUCGGCUUAGGUUCCAUAGUUACUCUCCUGGGAAUGGCGCUCUUGUGGCUAACAGCCAUGAUACCACAGGCACGCCCUUCUCCUUGCAACUCAGCAACAAAAACAUGUAAACCAGCAACAACUAAGCAAAUGACAAUGUUAAUCUCUUCCCUUGCUCUCAUGUCAAUUGGAAAAGGUGGCCUUUCAUGCUCUCUGGCAUUUGGCGCAGACCAGGUCAACAGAAAAGACAACAACUCCAAUAAACAGAGAGCCUUGGAAAUAUACUUUAGUUGGUAUUAUGCUUUUGUAGCUAUUUCUGUCAUAAUUGCUCUCACAGGAAUAGUUUAUAUCCAAGAUCAUCUUGGAUGGAAAUUGGGUUUUGGAGUUCCUACAGCACUAAUGCUCUUGUCAACUAUCUUUUUCUUCCUUGCUUCUCCACUUUAUGUGAAGAAUCAAAUACAAGAUAGCUUGAUCACUGGCUUUGCACGCGUAAUCGUCGUGGCCUAUAAGAACAGGAAACUUCCAUUACCAGCAGGGAACUCAGCUGGAAUACUGUAUCAUCGUAAGAAGGACACGAAUCUUGUUGUUCCAACUGAUAAAUUGAGGUUUCUGAAUAAAGCUUGCCUCAUUAAAGACCAUGAAAAAGAUAUAGCCUCUGAUGGGUCACCCUCUAAUCCAUGGAGUCUAUGCACAAUAGAUCAAGUAGAAGAACUAAAAGCCAUUAUCAAAGUUAUUCCACUGUGGUCUACGGGUAUCAUGAUGGUCCUUAACAUUGGAGGUUCAUUUGGAGUGUUGCAAGCUAAAUCCAUGAACAGACACAUCACUCCAAAUUUUGAAGUUCCACCAGGUUCUUUUGGUGUGAUCAUGGUGAUUACAAUAUUUCUAUGGGUGACUCUUUAUGAUCGUGUCAUCAUUCCUAUAGCAUCAAAGCUCAGAGGCAAACCAGUUAGGAUCAGUGCCAAGACAAAAAUGGGAAUUGGGUUGUUUUUCUCUUUUCUUCACCUUGUAACCGCAGCUAUUGUCGAGACUAUGAGGCGAAAAAGAGCAAGCACUGAGGGAUAUAUCAAUGAUACUCAUGCUGUGUUAAAUAUGUCUGCAAUGUGGCUUGUUCCUCAACUUUUCUUGGGUGGCUUGGCAGAGGCAUUCAAUGCAAUAGGCCAAAAUGAGUUCUACUACACAGAGUUUCCCAAAACCAUGUCAAGUGUUGCAUCAUCUCUUCUGGGAUUGGGAAUGGGGGCAGGAAAUGUGAUGUCUAGUUUGGUAUUCAGUAUUGUGCAAAAUGUUACUAAAAGAGGGGGAAAGGAGGGAUGGGCUGCAGAUAAUAUUAACAAGGGUCACUAUGACUGGUACUACUGGGUGCUUGCUGCAUUGAGUGUUGUAAAUAUAUUUUAUUAUCUAAUUUGUAGCAAGGCUUAUGGACCUACUGUUGAUCAAAUAUCCAAGGUGACAGAUGAAAAUGGUUCAAAUGAAGACAAUGGCUUGAAGGAGAAAGAGUCAGGAUGAAAAGGAAAAGGAAGACAAGUUGAAGUUUAUUUUAAUAUUUUGAUCAGCGGCAGCUGCAUAUAUCUAUGACUAGGCUAUUAAUGAACUGAACUUACAUAUAAACUAUGCCAGAAUGUAAUAAGGUAUAUUUGCUCUAUAGUGAAUUGUUAUAUUCUAAAAUCAGGUCUUUCAAAGUCUAACCUAACCUAACUCAACUUAUUUUGUAUGACCCCUAGU